AUGGAGACACAGCGCCAGCGCUUCAGGGGCUUCUGCUACCAGGAGGCCGAGGGGCCCCGGAAGGUUUACGGCUGCCUGUGGGAACUUUCCCAUCGCUGGCUGCAGCCAGAGACCUGCACCAAGGAGCAGAUGUUGGAGCUGCUGGUUCUUGAGCAGUUCCUGAGCCUCCUGCCUGAGGAAAUGCAGAGCUGGGUGCAGGAGCGUGGCCCGGAGAGUGGCCAGGAGGCCCUGGCCCUGGCAGAGGAUUUCGGCACAGGUGAGGAGGACAAGCCUUUUCAGUGCCCAGUGUGUGGGAAGAGCUUCAUUGAGAGCUCAGCACUGAUCCGGCAUCAGAGGAUCCACAUGGGUGAGCGGCUUUAUCCGUGUGGGGAGUGCGGCAAGUGCUUCAUUGAGAGCUUGGACCUGCACAAGCAGCAGCGGGUGUACACGAGCGAGAGGCCCUACCCAUGUGGGGAGUGUGGCAAGCAGUUCAGCAGCAGCUCCAACCUCAUCCAGCACCUGCACACCCACACCGGGGAGCGGCCCUACCGCUGCACCGAGUGUGGGAAGAGCUUCUCGCAGAAUGCCACCCUCAUCACCCACCACCGCAUCCACACUGGUGAGCGCCCCUACAAGUGCUAUGCCUGUGGGAAGAGCUUUGGCGCCUGCUCCAUGCUCUUCCAGCACCAGCGCACCCACAUGGGGGAGCGCCCCUACCAGUGCACCCAGUGCGGCCGCCGCUUCAGCUGCAGCUCCUACCUCAUGGCACACCAGAGAAUCCACAGGGGGUAG
Molecule: messenger RNA, 771 nt
Organism: Mauremys reevesii (Reeves's turtle)
Lineage: Eukaryota; Metazoa; Chordata; Testudines; Geoemydidae
Product: zinc finger protein with KRAB and SCAN domains 2-like
Exons: 2
Coding region: 1-771 (256 amino acids)
Biological process (GO): regulation of transcription by RNA polymerase II
Molecular function (GO): RNA polymerase II cis-regulatory region sequence-specific DNA binding; DNA-binding transcription factor activity, RNA polymerase II-specific
Source: RefSeq, a predicted model, not a curated record